This is a messenger RNA of Belonocnema kinseyi, 1921 nucleotides long. RefSeq names its product dehydrodolichyl diphosphate synthase complex subunit nus1 (gene Tango14). The coding region runs from base 170 to 967 and encodes 265 amino acids. The transcript has 4 exons. Gene Ontology annotation, cellular component: endoplasmic reticulum membrane; dehydrodolichyl diphosphate synthase complex. The record is from RefSeq and is a predicted model, not a curated record. Gene Ontology annotation, molecular function: ditrans,polycis-polyprenyl diphosphate synthase [(2E,6E)-farnesyl diphosphate specific] activity. NCBI's taxonomy places the organism in Eukaryota, Metazoa, Arthropoda, Insecta, Hymenoptera, Cynipidae.
GUGGGCGCCACCGGCGCCACGCACCACGCACAAGGUCCAACCAACUUAACCAUUUCGCAGUGAUUUCCCAGUUUUCGCUAGGCCAGAUUUCGCUCUAGAGUACCGGGAAGCGGUGAUCGAACGGGAUGUCUUCGUAAAGUGAUAGUGCAGUUCGGUAGUGAGAAACUCGAUGCUUUUAAUUUUUUCAAGACUAUGCUGUGUAAAAAACCUAUCGCAACAAACCAUCAUGUUUAUCAUUUUUCGCGUGCUCUUGACUUUGAUACACCUUUUGUACGGUUCGUUUCUGUGGGGUCGUCGCCAAUGGAGGGAAUGGAAAUUAUGGUGCGAUGAACUCUGGCAUGGUAAGGAUUCGAGAUUGGAGGCCGAAGUUCUUAUCAGUUCGAUAAAAGGAGUGGGCAAUUUGCCGAAACACUUGGCCGUCAUCCUCGGUCACGAGGCAGUUUCGUUUCUCGACCUUGUGCGCAUCGUGAGCUGGUGUGUCAUUGCUGGCAUUCCUUACGUCAGCUUCUACGAUCACAAUGGAUUCCUGCGAAAAAGUGAAGAGGUUUUGGAGACAAAACUUGCAGCUUUAAAGCCUGAGCUUAAUGAACAUAUCGCUGUAAGGUCUCAUAAAAAUGGAAUUAACGGUACUAAGCACAAAACAAAAGUUCAGCUUUUGUCCUAUGAAGAUGGGAAAGGUAAAAUAGUCUCUCUAGCUCAGAAUUUAGCGAAAGCCGUUACAAAUGGAGCGCUUCAGUCAAAUGAAAUUAAUAUUGCGCUUCUCGAUGAAAAAUUACAUAGCAAAGGCAUUCCUGAUCCAGAUCUUGCCUUUAUAUGUGGAGAUACCUUUUCCACUUAUGGUUUUCUUCCAUGGCAGAUAAGGAUAACAGAAUUUUUCCUUAUACCGUCACACCACAAUUUACCAGUGACAGACUUUGUCAGACUUUUAAAGAAAUAUAGCAAAUGUGAACAGCGAUAUGGAAAGUGAUCAACCAAUAAAUUAUUAAUAAAUAAUAAUUAAAAAAAAAGUCGGAGGUCUUGGACAACUCGUAUCGAACGUCUCCAACGAAUCAAGACUGAUUCUGAAUUCUAGACAUUUAUCAAGUCGAGAAUCUACCAUUUUAAAAUUACGUGCCUUCCCUUUAAAGCACGUAAUUUCAGAAUCAAACCUUCACUAUACUCUUCCCCACGAUUGCUGAAAAUUAAAUAUGUAUAUCUACAUAAUAUAUGCGUAUAAUCGAAAUAAUCAAAUGAAACUAUAAAUCGACCUAAAAAAAAAAAUUAGAUUUUUUAUGCUAAAGAAUUUUUUUAAAGCAAAUUGAUAUUAUUAUUUUUGCAAGAGAGUAUUUUGACAUGAAUUUCGAGUAAAUUAUUCGACUGACUGCAUUCCUUAGUAAAUAUUUUAUCUUUAAAUAAUGAAUUAUAAAGAGUUUAAUAUUUAUUCUCGUACUGUGAUGAAAGAGAUACAAAAAUCACAGGCGAUAGUUCUAUAAAUGACAGUCAACGUUACUUAAGCUCGAGUUAAGUUUUUUCUAUUUUCAAUAAAUUUUGGAAAAGUUUGAUUGUGAACGAAAUCAAAUUAUGUAACUUAGUAUCAGAGUAGCAAUAGAAAAAAAUGAAAAGAUUGCUUACAAAAAACAAAAUCAGUUUUCCGCAUCUAUAAAUCGGUAUAAAAAAAAUUCUUGUAAUGUAUAUAAAAAAAUGAGAGCAAUCUGAUAACUGAACAAGUGCAAAAGUAAUGAUUUAAGUCUUAUAUCUCGAUUUUGCCCUUCCCAGUCGUAUUAAUUACAGAUUAGACUAGAAGGCAAUUAGUGGAAAACAUGUUUAAGAUAAUGUGUAAAAUCCAUACGGAAUGUAAAAUGUAAAUACCGAAAUGCUAAAGCCAUGUAAAGUAUUUCAAGGAUACUCUGGAUGUGAAGUAAUAUACAUGCUUUGAAAAGUA